CUGCUGCAGUUGCAUUGGUGCGCGGGAUGUCCGUCAUCACCACCACCUCCAGGAGUGCCAGGGAUUGAUUUGGAGUAUAUGCUGGCGGAAGGGCUACUGAACAACCGGCUGGACGACCGCAUCACCCUGACCCGACUGGCCCCCGCGCCCAGUGUGGCGGACAGCGUGGUGUACCGGCCACGACUGGGGGACAACGUGACCUUUAGCUGCAGCGUCCCCGCCGGCGUCGACCCGCACCAUGUGUCCUGGCUGCACCAGGACCAGCUGGUCUUCCAAGCCGGACAACCGGUGCCGCUGCCGGAAGACGACACCACGGGGCAGACCUACGCCUUCGCCCGCGACAACCACACCCUCUUCUUCACCGUCCUCAACGUCACCCUGCGCUCCGGGGGAUCCGUGCACUGCGUCGCCGUCCCCUCCGCGCCCGUGUACACGCCGCAUCGCCGCGUCCUGCAGCGGUACAUGCUGCUGCCGCUUGUCACGCGCCGCAGCGACGUCUUCGCCAACGAACCUCCCUACCUGACUGCGACCGAGGGCGAGUGCCUUAUCGUGUCGUGUAGUAUCCGGCUGCCGCUGCCGGACGGCAUCUUUCGCAACAUGGCCAACCACUUUAUGUGGCGCUAUCACGGCCGCAUCACCAAGGGCCCCGCGGAGGCGCCGUACGGAGCGCUGAUGCCCCCCGGCGAUCUCGGAAAGGUCAGUCGUCCGCCGAACCCCGAUUUCAACAGCACCAACAGUCCGGGACAACUGAUGCGCUAUGGCUACCGCCUGCGGGAGAUUACAGCGGCCGACGCCGGCCAAGUGCAGUGCUGGUUCCGCCCGCACCGGGAGAUACAUGAGUGGGUCUUCCAGACGACGACGCUGGUGGUGUUCGCCAAGAAUAGCACGCAGUAAAGCGAUACUGAUCCAGUAUAGAAUCGACUGCAAGCAUUUGCAUGUCGUUGUAUAGCCGAUUAGCUGUUUACAUGUUCGAGUAACCGCUUAAAUGUACGAGUAAUAAAACGCUUUGCAGUGACCUUUCCUGUUUAAUUGUUCUUCGGCUUUGUUGAUUUCGUGAUGGCGAAAAUAAUCAGCAUUUGCGCCCGCUUAUUUGUGAAUUAAUUAC
This is a messenger RNA of Paramacrobiotus metropolitanus, 1105 nucleotides long. RefSeq lists its product as uncharacterized. The transcript has 2 exons. NCBI's taxonomy places the organism in Eukaryota, Metazoa, Tardigrada, Eutardigrada, Parachela, Macrobiotidae. The coding region runs from base 79 to 894 and encodes 271 amino acids. The record is from RefSeq and is a predicted model, not a curated record.